GCGGGAAUCAGAUCGGCUGCUGUUUCUGGGACCUGGCGCUGCGAGAACACGCCGCCGUCAACAAGGAAUCAUCAAGUUUCGGAGGCGGAGUGAGAGGAAUGGGGUUGAGGGUGAGGUGGAGGGAGGAAAAUGAAGCAACUACGCUGGGCCUUGCUUCCACGAAGGACACCGCUUCAGCGAACAAGCCCGAAGCAGGCACAGGGCCUCUUCAGAUCUCAGUGAUUAAUUGAAUGGAAUUUAUGACGAGUCAUUAAGCAGCUUCUUUAGAAAUGUGGAUGCCAGAUGAAAGUCGUCUGACUGGUAGAGAGUUAUUUUUGCCCAGAGCAAACUACUUAUAUUUCUGGAGUGCCUCUGUGAAAAGUAGAGUACCAAGCAUUUGGGAGGUUACAAUCAAGAUAAAAGACACAAUUCCUGCUCUCGAGGAGCUUCUUGUUUUGCAAGAGAGACAGAGUUGGUGGUGGUGACGCGGAUAUUUCCAAAGGGAAAAUUUGUUCACUAAAAGCCAGAGCAGUCUUGAUCGACAUGGAGGAAGGUGUCGUGAACGAGAUCCUGCAGGGACCAUUGAGAGAUGUGUUUGAUAGUAAGCAGCUCAUCACGGAUGUUUCCGGCUCAGGGAAUAAUUGGGCCGUAGGGCACAAAACUUUUGGCCGCCAGUAUCGGGAACGCAUUGUGGAAAAGCUUAGAAAGACAGCAGAGCACUGUGAUUGUUUGCAGUGUUUCUUUGUCCUUCAUUCCAUGGGAGGAGGCACAGGAUCUGGCCUCGGCACAUUUGUUUUAAAUGUGCUUGAAGAAGAAUUCCCAGAAGUGUACAGAUUGGUUACUUCAGUCUAUCCAUCCGGGGAAGACGACGUCAUCACUUCACCGUACAACAGCGUCUUGGCGAUGAAGGAACUGAAUGAGCAUGCUGACUGUGUGCUUCCCAUCGAAAACGAAUCUCUGUUUGACAUCGUCAGCAAAAUUAAUCAGAUGACAAAGUCCGGAAAGCCAGGUACGACCUUGAAGCCGAGAAGUUUGAUAACUUCAAGCGAAGGAGGUAUCAGAAAGCAUCAGGCGAAACCAUUCGAUACGAUGAACAACAUCGUGGCAAAUUUACUGCUCAAUUUGACAAGCUCUGCCAGGUUCGAAGGCUCCCUUAACAUGGACCUUAAUGAAAUCAGCAUGAAUUUGGUUCCCUUUCCUCAACUUCAUUAUCUUGUUUCAAGCCUCACUCCUCUGUACACACUUGCAGAUGUCGAUGUUCCUCCUCGAAGGUUGGAUCAGAUGUUUUCAGAUGCCUUUAGCAAAGAUCACCAACUAAUUCGAGCUGACCCAAAACACAGUCUCUACCUUGCUUGUGCUCUUAUGGUUCGAGGAAAUGUCCACGUUUCAGAUCUUCGCAGGAACAUUGAAAGGUUGAAACCUUCUCUCCAGUUUGUUUCCUGGAAUCAAGAAGGCUGGAAAACCAGCCUAUGUUCAAUACCUCCGGUUGGCCAUUCUCACUCACUGUUGGCAUUAGCCAACAACACCUGUGUAAAGCCUACUUUCAUGGAACUCAGAGAGAGAUUUUUAAGACUCUUCAAGAAAAAGGCUCACCUUCAUCACUACCUACAGGUCGAAGGGAUGGAGGAGAGCUGUUUCACCGAAGCCGUUUCGUCGUUGACUUCUCUCAUUGAGGAAUAUAGGCAGCUGGAUGCUACUAAGCGUACGCCCGUGCAAGCCCCACCUAGGCUGAACGUAGCCAUGUAAGGGAAAAAAGCCUCCGACGGUCCCCCCUGCGGUGAUGUGCAACUCGCCGGAUGGCCCUUAAAGCUGUGAUUUUGCUACUAGAGAAUUCACCCAAAGCCUUCGAAUUUCCUCAGUGCCUUGUGUCUAGAAAGCGGAUUGAGAUUUGCGUUUUGGUCCCGUUGGUCGAAGGUGCCGGACUGAAAUAUCUGAAGCCGCUAGACUUGCGAUUGUGGUUUGGGGAAGACGGUCCCUUUUUCAGGUGAGUUAGCACUGGGGAGUCCAUCUUUAACUGGUUGUGAUGUCUGCGCUAAUCAUCAGCUAUUUAAUAAAGUCUUAAUUAUUACAGCACUCGAUUGUAUUCUGCAGCGCUGUCUAACCAACCGGUGAUUCACGGUAAAGCUAUUCAAAGAUGAGAAUGUUUUUCCAUAAAAUGUUUAUAUUUUUGUGUAAUUGAAUAUUCAACUCCUUGGCUUCAUAUUUCAUUCAUUAAAAAGUAUUACUUUCCA
This is a messenger RNA of Ornithorhynchus anatinus (platypus), 2210 nucleotides long. It is a transcript of the gene TUBE1, whose product is annotated as tubulin epsilon 1. Bases 523 to 1725 code for a protein of 400 amino acids. The transcript is spliced from 13 exons. Gene Ontology annotation, cellular component: cytoplasm; microtubule. NCBI's taxonomy places the organism in Eukaryota, Metazoa, Chordata, Mammalia, Monotremata, Ornithorhynchidae. Gene Ontology annotation, molecular function: GTP binding; structural constituent of cytoskeleton. The record is from RefSeq and is a predicted model, not a curated record. Gene Ontology annotation, biological process: mitotic cell cycle; microtubule cytoskeleton organization.